Meloidogyne enterolobii is the source of this 4446-nucleotide messenger RNA. The record is from the annotation of a GenBank genome assembly. NCBI's taxonomy places the organism in Eukaryota, Metazoa, Nematoda, Chromadorea, Rhabditida, Meloidogynidae.
AUGGGUAACGUCCAAACAUCAUCAAUUGCAAAUCAAUUACUUCCUUUCGAAUCAUAUAUUUCAGAUGUACCUAAACUUAAAUUUGUUGAAAGCCUUGGAUCAACUCGUUUUAUGAAAGUUGCAAGAGUAGAAACUGCAAAAGGUCCUAUAGUCGUUAAAGUUUUUGUUUUCUCUGACCAAUUUUGUCAUGUUGAAUUUUAUCGUGACCAACUACAACAAAUUGGACGAAGACUUUUAUCACAUCCAAAUUGUGCUCCAUUUAGCCAUAUUUAUUUAACAGCCCGGUCUGCUAUUCUUUGCCGUCCUUUUUCUAAAUUUACACUUUAUGACCGAUUGAGUACUCGCCCUUUUCUUUCGACUAUUGAAAAACGUUGGAUAGCCUUUCAAUUGCUCAAAGCAUUUGCCCAACUUCGAAUUGCUAUGAUUAGACAUGGAGAUAUUAAAUCCCAAAAUGUUCUUGUUUCUUCUUCACUGUGGAUUAGAAUUACUGAUUUUGCUCCUUUUAAACCAACUUUUUUGCCUUAUAAUAAUCCAUCGGAUUUUACAUUCUUUUUUGAUACAAGUAGACGACGUUUUUGUUAUUUGGCGCCGGAGCGCUUCAAAGACAACGACGAGCUUUUAAUGGAAGCCAAUCGAAAUUAUGGCAACAAUGAAUUUAUUAAUUUCUAUGAAGGUCUAACUGAAGCUAUGGAUAUUUUCGCACUAGGCUGUUUAUUUGUCGAAUUAUUCACUGAUGGUCGUCAGGUUGCAUUUAAUCUACCACAGGCAAUUGAUUAUAAACUUAUGGAUGAUGAAAGUGCAGAGAUUUAUUUGAAAAGAUUGCUUUCACAUAUUUCUGAACAAGAAUUUGUCCCUUUAAUUAAAAUAAUGUUAGAUAGAAAUCCAAAAAGAAGAAGAGAAGAAUUUCUUAAGCUCUCACCAUGUUCUUCAUAUAAUUUAUUUCCUCCCAUAUUUGAAAAAUAUUUGUAUAAUUAUUUUAAAGAACUCCAAGAGCAACCAACUCCCGAUGCUUUAAUUACAAAACUUUAUGUUGAACGAGACAAUUUUAUUUCAAUGAUUCGUGAUCUCGAUUGUUCCUCAGUUUCUGUGUUGUUUAUUAAUUAUGUUUGCGUUUCUCUACGCAGUUGUCAAUCAUUAACAUCGAAAAUGGAUGCAAUUUCACUUUUACAUCAAUUAUCUAAAAUUUGCACUCCUGUAUUAGUUUUUGAGCGAAUUAUUCUUUAUUUGGCAAAUUCCUUGACUGAUUACUUUGCAUUGGUUCGGGCAGAAGCUUUGUUAGUUUUGGGCGAAAUACUUUGUUCUGUUGAAACAAUUCCGCCAGAAGAAUGUCGAUUGCUUGACUUUAUUUUUCCAAAAUUUAAACUUUUAUUAAAUGAUCCUUCAAAUCUUGUUAAAAUUGCUCUUGCAAGCAAUUUAGGCAAAUUCGCUCAACUUGCUAAAAGAUUUUUUGAAUUAAAUGCAGCUCGUCUUCGAAGUGACUCACCUGAGCAACAAUCUCAAAAAGAUUCAAAUCUCUCUCAACUGGAUCCAAAAGCUCCUUUUGUUUCCCCUCCAUUAGACAUGGGAAAGAGUAGCACAAGACUGGAAGUUUUCUUAAGUAAUGAAAAACAACAUUUGAUAGAAACCGAGUAUAAAUCGUCUCAGGACGCCAUUACUGAACUGUUUGUAACACUUUGUGGUUCAGAAAAUGAAGUUCGAAGAUGUAUUUUUGAGGCGACAAAUUUGGAUUUACUUUGUCAAUUCUUUGGAAGUUCAAGAAUUGUUGAUGUUUUGUUGCAUAUGAUCUCAUUAUUAAAUGACAAGAAUGAUUGGCGUAUUCGUUCGGCAUUUUAUGAGGCUUGCCCAAUUCUAGCCAAGCAUUUGGGACAAAACAGAACGAGCAAAUUAAAGCCAUUUCUUUUGUCAGGACUGCAAGACAGUGAAGAGUUUGUUGUUAUCGAAGCAUUUCGUUGUAUUUAUUUGCUACUGUCCCAGCAGUUAUUAUCAUCUUCUGUAAUUUUUAAUAUUCUUCCAGAUGUUGUUCCAUUUCUAAUACAUCCCAACAAAUGGUUGAGAGUUAUUGCAGUAAAUAUUUUGACCGUUCUAGAAUCUUCAUUUCCUAUUGCUGAUAUUUAUUGCAAAUUAGUACCACUUCUUCAACCAUUUCUUAAAGAACAAUUAAUUCGAUUGAAUUGCUUUGAUUUAAUUUAUGAAACCUUGGAACAACCAAUUUCACGACAAAUUUGGGAUUUACUUUUAAAAGAACAUCAUUCAUUUGAAUUAAUUUCUGCCAUUGAGGAACGUAAAACUGUUGAAAAACUUGGUGGUGGUAAUGAUUCAUAUUUUUCUUCACUUGGUUCAUUGUCGGCAAGUGUUAAAAAUAAUCGUUAUAAAAUGGAUUCAUUAAUGCGUAAAAUAAAAAAUACGGGAAGUACAGAUGAAAGAUUGGAUAUUAAGCUUAUUGCCUUUAAACAUUUAUUUGGUCGGAUAGAAAAAUCAAAAAGAAGAGAUCGCAUUGAAAAAUAUUUGGAUUUGUCUAGAAUAAAUUUAAAUGAAAUUGAAAGAGUCCACCGAAAAGUUUUUGAUUUGGAAAGAGGUGUACAUAGAAAAGGACGUGAAUUAACUUCAAGUCAUUUCUUUGUUGAUCAGUUUGGUGCACAACAUAUAAUGCUUAACACAUCUGAAUUGAUUGAACCUGCAAAUGUAGUUGAUCUAAAUGAUGCAAAUCAUUCAGCAUUGAACCAACGGGUAUUGGAUGAAUCCUCUGAACGGAUUUUACUUGAAGAAACUCUUCGCCAUAAACAAGAACGUUAUUCUGACCAAAAAAGAAUUACAACUAAAGUUAGUGAAUCAAAUUCAGAAAUAGCCGAAAGAAUAGCUGCUGCAGCAAUCGAAGCGGGUACUAGUAGUGAAGAUGAUAAGGCAAUAUCAUCUAAAGAUGACUUAAAUUCCCGACAAAGGGUACUUCGCAGCUCAAGACGGCUUAAUAUUCGGAUGCUUGCUCAUCUACAUGAACAUUCAGGAAAAAUAACUAGGCUUGCAAGCCAUAUAGCACACGAUUAUAUUGCAAGUGCUAGUGUUGAUAAAUCUGUUAAAAUUUGGUCGUCUUCCCUCUUACAAAAUCAAUCACAACCUGCUUCGAUGUCUUUGGACACUUUUCGAUAUUCACAUCCAAUUAAUUCAUGUAGUUUUAUGGGUGAUCGUGGUAAUCAUCUAGUAAUGGCGUGUGCUGACGCCUCUCUUCAAUUAUUUGACAUUGAACGUAAACACUUAAUAAAAUCAGUUCAAUUGAAUAGACAACAAGAAGGUCCAAUCACUGAUUUGUAUUCUUUUGAACAUCUAAUUUAUGCGUUGACGCAUCAUAGUAGUGUUUUUUGUUAUGAUUUGAGGGUUGCACCAAAGAAAGGACGAAAUGCGAUUGAUCUCUCUUCUGUUUGGCAACAUAGAGUUAAGAAUAGGUUUAAUUAUUUUUGUUUUCUAUUGAUGAAUGCUUCUUCUAGUUAUGGUUUAAUUACUUCAUUUUGCAUUGACUCUUCUAAUCAACAAUGGAUGCUACUUACUGCUAGUUCGGCCACGACCAAGAAUAUGCUUUUGUGGGAUUUAAGAUUUGCAGGAUUAGAAGUAGCAACAUGGUCUCAUCCUUCAGAUAGAAUAAUUCCAUUACGUAGCUGGCAUCUUUCAAAUCAUCGUGUUAUAACAAAUUGCACACGGGAGUCUGAAUUGUCACUUUGGGAUAUUUCUUCACAAAGCAGAUCUGACGUUCUUUGGCCAAGCGUUGAAACACCUUUGGUUUACAAGAACGAAAUUGUAUCUUCAGCCGUUGCUCCUUCAUUGACUGAUCGGGAAAAUAUUAUCUUCAGUGGGGAUUCUGAAGGCAGUCUUCGGGCUUGGAAUUUAUCUACCGCGAGUGCUUCAACUUAUCUUUGUGGUCCAUAUCGUCGACACUUGCCUAUACUCGAAAGUAUUAGUGACUUACAACAAAUUAAAACCCCAAUGAUUUAUUAUAAACAAAUAAAAUGUCAAGACAACGCACUUAAAAUCCAUGUGGAAGAUCGCAGUCAAUUACUGACACAAACAGAUGGAAGUGAAGAACAACAAAUGACAUCACUUUCUGGUGGAGGUGGUCAACAAAAACUUUUACAUGUACCAGAGGCUCACUGGGAUGGAAUUACUGAUUUAAUUUCAUUAUGGCCAGAUCUGUUAAUUUCUUCGGGACGUGAAGGUGUUAUUAAACUUUGGAAAGUUUGCUGAAGUUUAGUCAGUAGAGAUGUGCGAGACUUUUGGUUUUGAAACUUAGGAUUUUCUUAUUUCGGUCCCGCACAUCUCUGUUUAAAUUUAUAUAAAAAUUUUAUAUUUUCUCAGCGUUUUUCUCUUUUUCUUGACUUGUGCUAAAUGAUUUUCUUGCCUUUUAUUAUAAAAAUUUAUUUUGUAUAAAGUGAUAUUAUUGAAUGUUAUAAAUAGAUAUCG